AUAUGCUUGGAGCCGUUCCGGGACCAGAGCCUGGUCCGCGCCCUGCCGUGCCACCACCUCUUCCACGCCGAGUGCAUCGCCCGCUGGUUCCGCAAGCACCACGACACCUGCCCCAUCUGCAUGGCGCGCGACGACUCCGUCUCCGGCUCCGGCUCUGGCGGAAGCGCGUUGCCCGAGCCGCCGCCCCCUGCGUUCCUGGCAUUCUGA
Messenger RNA from Thermothelomyces thermophilus ATCC 42464, 207 nucleotides. RefSeq lists its product as uncharacterized. The annotation marks the transcript as partial. Lineage: Eukaryota; Fungi; Ascomycota; Sordariomycetes; Sordariales; Chaetomiaceae. Gene Ontology annotation, biological process: protein ubiquitination. The record is from RefSeq and is a predicted model, not a curated record. The transcript has a single exon. Gene Ontology annotation, molecular function: ubiquitin protein ligase activity.